Molecule: messenger RNA, 365 nt
Organism: Rubroshorea leprosula
Lineage: Eukaryota; Viridiplantae; Streptophyta; Magnoliopsida; Malvales; Dipterocarpaceae
Source: the annotation of a GenBank genome assembly
AAGGCUGGGUUUCAAUGAAACCAGCAAGCGCAACCAGCAUGGCUGGGUUGGUCGAAACCCAGCCUUGCUGGUCACGCGAACCCAGCAGCUGGGUUUCGACGAACCCAGCAACUGGGUUUCGACGAACCCAGCAAGGCUGGGUUCAGGUGACCAGCAAAGCUGGGUUCGACGGAACCCAGCAAAUCUGGGUUUCGUCGAACCCAGCUACCUAGCUCAUCGGAACCCAACUACCCAACUCAUUAGAACCCAGCUACCCAGCUCAUCAGAACCCAGCCGAUCUGGGUAAGAAAGAAAGAAAGAGAAAGAAAGAAGGGGAAGAAGAGGGAUCUGGGUAGGAAAGAAGGAAAGAGAAAGAAAGAAAGGGA